AACUCCAGCUUCUAUUAACAUAGGUUCCAGUGGUUGGACGGUUUAGAUUAAUCCAUGUGCGCAGAGCAGCAUAGUUUAGAUUUUCUUAUUGGUCUGGUCGGAUCGUAAAUAUAAUAGCGGGGCGUGGGUAGUUUCUAUCUAGGGUUGACAAUGGAAAUGUUAUAAAGAGAGAUGGAGCCACGUCAAUCUCUGUCUGCUAAUCACUUCUCUGCGUCUACUGCACUUAGGCGACUUCCAGCUUGCUGAAAUGGCGUUACGUGCUCUUCUAGUAGUAGCGGUUUUGCUCAUCUGCGUUUCUGAGGUUCCGUCGAAUGUUGCCAUAGAAGGCGAAACGAACUAUCUUGACCAGGUUGUUUCGAAUGGUGGGAACAGAAGGCUUAUGCAGUUCAUGGAUUGCGAUGGGUUGUGCAAGGUGAGGUGCAGCCUACACUCGAGACCGAACUUGUGCACAAGAGCAUGCGGGACAUGCUGCAGGAGGUGCAAGUGUGUUCCGCCGGGGACUUCCGGAAACAGAGAAAUGUGCGGCACCUGCUACACCGAUAUGAAGACUCACGGCAACAGGACCAAGUGCCCUUAGUAAGCCAGCUCGCAACGACACCACACAACUAGAGAUUAGAGGCUACAGCGACUCUGUUAUACCACUACCAGAGAAGAGUUGAUAAAGCUUCUCGUUUUAAUUUGUCAUCGAUCGGCUUCUGUUUGUGGACUGUGGUUCUUCAAUAUUACUGUAGCUAGAAGGUAGUACUACUAUGGUAGUUGCAGUAGUGUUACUCUUUUACGUCAUGUUUGGGUUGGUAUCCCUGUGAUUUGCUUUAUAUGGACCUAUAUCUGUAAUGUGCUUUAGCUUCGGGGGUGGCUAGUUUUAAUUGAAUUUCGAGUCAUUUGAGUCGUA
Nelumbo nucifera (sacred lotus) is the source of this 892-nucleotide messenger RNA. Its product is annotated as snakin-2-like. The record is from RefSeq and is a predicted model, not a curated record. NCBI's taxonomy places the organism in Eukaryota, Viridiplantae, Streptophyta, Magnoliopsida, Proteales, Nelumbonaceae.